AAAGAAGCAACGCCAGACAAUAUUGCGCCACGACACGACAGAUUCGGCCAGACGCGACUUGUUGAUACCUUUGUUUGACAUUCGUCAAGUCGAUGUCCUCGUUCACCAUGCGGCUUCGAUCGCUCGUUGAGCACAGCUUUGUGCCACUCAAACAAUCACAGCCGCCGCCGCUCGCUCCGCGCAAGACCAUGGCUGUCGCCAUCGAGCUGUCUUUGCCUACACGCCUCUCUUCCACGCCGAUCGAGUUACGUCCUCAUUCUUGCCGCAGCACGCUCGCAUGUCGGUGUCCUCGCCAGGCUCAUCGGACAGUCGGGGCUCGUCAGACGGGCAAACAUCGCAUUCGCGGAUCCCGGUAGCCACGUAUCGGCUGCGGUCGCCCACGACACCAGACCUUGCAAACAGUCUCGUCGGCGAGGCCGCUAGCAACACCUGCAAGUCAUCUUCCUCCACAGCCUGCGGCUCCGUCGCCACCCUUUACGCACAUCCUUCCUCCCAUUCUGCCAACCGCGAACCUCGCUACUCCCGCACCAGCCCUGCAGAAAGCCUCACCUCGACGACGCUGCGCAGCUCCUCAAGCAGCGCGAUCCACAUCGGGGCUACGUCGCACCGCUCUCUGCAGUCCAAUGAGGCAGUCAAGUCGCCGAACGCCUCACUGGAGCGAAGGAGCACCGACGCUAUCAAGUCAUUGCCUUGCUCAUCCAUGGGGCAUGCGAGCCGCGGGGCGAGUGUUGCGAGCUUUGCGUCUAUUCAGGCCAAGAGAACCAGUGAGCCUCCUUUCCAGGACGGAACAAGCGGUGCACUGCCCAGCUAUCUGACGUGGGAGGGGCGGUGGGGUAGCUCAAUGGACCAUGCCGAGGAUCGUCACCCGGCCAGCCUGUCCCAUCGCCCUUCCAUUCUGCACCGACAACGUCUCCUCUCUACGGCGCACGAGGUGACCGAGGUCGAAGAAGACGCAGAAAAGGCUAAUGACAAUACUACGUGCGCGCACACAAAAAAGUCGCCUCACACACCAACAGAGCGUCGCUCUCUCAGCUCCAACCUCAAGUCGCGUUUCUCUCACUCGCCAGGUCCUGAGCAAAGCCUGAAGACUGCGGGAAAGGCAAAGGGAGGCAGCACUCACGGGCACGGCUUCGGCGUCGCUGCCAGGCUGCGAAAGUCUCUGGGCGUUGCCGAGCAGUCUCGCUCCAACUCUCCUUUGCCUCCUCCUUCGCGGGCCACCUCGCCGGCUUUCCCCACCCACCAGCCAGCAAAGGGACGAAGGGUUCUCGGCGCUCUCACCAUGAACACGAGGCACAGGCGAGUAGAGACCAGCAACGCCCACAUGGGCCUGGCCAUUCCAGUCAACGAGGCCUUCGCACCCAGCGGUCCCACUGGCAAGAGCAGCCGUUCGGGCUCCACCUCGCGCCACAGCAAACAGACGAUAGAGAGCAUCCAAAGCUCAGAGCGCGGCAGAAGUGGAAGCAGGGCGGGCACUCGUGCUAGCGGCUUCAAGCGUGUCUUCCACAAGACGAGCAUGCAUCUCAAGGAGAGGUUGGGGAGUAAGCCGCCCGCUCCGCCCUUGCCUACGCCCCAUCAGCAGGAUGGAGUGCGCCAGCCUUCUCGGCUACCGCCACCUUUGCCAGUCAGGAAGCCAGGAUUGUACGCAGAGGCCAUGCAACGGCUGUCGCAUGGCCCUCUCACUGGCGGAGCAAAAGUCAAGUUGCGCGGUCCCUCUCCCGAGCGAAGCAGAGCACAGAUGUCUCUCUCCCACUACCAGCCACCUCCUUCUUUCCAUGCGCCAGCGAAGCGAUCCCUUCCGCCCCUCUCGACCAUGCUGCUCGAUCCUCAGCCUCGUCCUCGCACUCGACCCAGUGUGGCCCCGACGCCUGCUACGACCACGACUACCCUGCUAUCGAACUCCAAUGACCAUCUGCCGCCCUCUGAGACAGUCAUCAGCCCACAAGCAAGGAGACGCAAGCUCUCCCUCAAGAGCGCGAGCGGGCAGGUUUGGAAUCGACCCUUCCUCUUAGGGAAGGCUCGGAGAUCACGCACUGUCUCAUUUUCGACUAUGGAUCCGCUGAUGCUGAGUCCCGCCCACUCCGCUGCUCCUCUCCAGCCUCUCGUCACGGUCCCCGCCCCUUCGAGCACCACAUUCAUCUCUCCGCCCGUUCGAGAGAGCUGGAUAGACAUGAGGGAUGAGGUUCGACGUGGUGCGGGACGCGAGGCUGCAAAUGGCAAGCAGCAAGAAUCCAGUAGCAAGGCUGGGUGGUACUCCAACUGGAAGCGUCACCGGAGGAUGAAGAAGCGCGGGGCUGUAGUCGAGCAAGGCAGCGUACAGGAGCAUCGACUUGCGCGAGAGGAAAGGCGAAGUGAGCAUCUCACCGUUCACGAGGCGCCGCCAAUGCUCCUUUCGUUGAGACCGACCACUGCUACGACCGGUCAGCAAGCAGUGGGCGGCGUCUCUUCGCAUAUAGACGAGGUCUUCCGAUUGUCCACUCUGUGGGACUCACCGAGGGCAGCCUCCGCUGCGCCUGCCUACGACACGACUGAGAUGGCUAGCACUGCUGCUGCUGCUGCUGGUCAAGGGCAAGCUAUCACUUCAUCUACUCCACAGCGGCCCCUACUCCUGCCCUCCCUCAAUGGCAUCGAAGACGGGCUUUCCUCGCCUGCAAGACGCAUCAAAGGCCUACCGCAGCGCACCAGCACCGCUGGCGGAUUUAGAUCGUCCCACAGCCAGAGAACCUUUUUGCCUCCUCCAGCAGUCAGCUUGCCAUCCAUCCCACCAGCACUGCGACUCGCACAAGGUGUCAGUGUCGGUACGGCAUUGAAAAGCCCGCCGCUGCCGACAGUGACCGAAGCAUCUCCCCCUUCGGCUGACAAUACGCUGCUAAGCAACCGCCGCGGACGGAUCAAUGCCACGCCUGCUGCUGCACAUGGUAGCGCCGUGCCAUCUAUCCUUGUCCGCCCAACAGCGGCCGACUCGCUCCCCGUCCCACCACGACGUCACUCCAGUCGUGCCCGUCUUCGUCCUUCAACAAAGGGAAGCACUUCUUCCGAGUCUUCCGCUGGCCGCUCCAUGAGUCCUGGUGGUCCCAGUAGUGCAACCAAUACACCUGGUCAACGUACCAAGACCAGCGCACGUAGUGCCACUACGGUCGGAUCCUCGAUUCUCUUCAACAGCCCCGAUGUCGAGAUGGCCUUGACAGAGCUAUUGGCGGAGAGGGCCGCGAAGUCGCCGAAUGAGGAAAGAGAGAAGCAGAGACAAAAGACUCUGGGGGAGCUGACGAAGAGGAAGAGUACCAGCCGUAAAUCGACUCCCUCGUCAGGAAAGGGAAAGAAGCGCGGCACACAGGCGGAGGAGGCCGAGGAUGAGUGGCAAGAAGACGUCGACCAAGAGGAAGAGCAGGCGGCAGAGUCAAGUGCAGGCCUGGCUGCGAUCUCAGACGGGCUCGAUAGCAGCGCCAGCGGGAAUGACAUCUUCAGGCCCCGUCAAGCCCAAUGCGACACAGUAGAUCGAAAGCUGAUUGCUGCUCUGGCCCAGUAUUUGAGGGCCUCGCAACCGUCGAAGAACACUCGAGUGGCCGCACGUACCCGUGCUUCCCGUGGCAAGGAACAAGGAGCCGAGAAGUUGAGGGAGAACGAAGUCAGCGCCAGCGAAUCGGACAUGGCCGCCAUCACCGCCUCCCUGAAACGGCUCCUUUCGCAAUACCGCAGCAACAGCCCCGUCUCAACUCCCAGCCGCUCGAGCCGUGCGCGUGGCUCAGCAGCAGCAGGGAUGCGAAGCGUUUCAUCCCCUCUCUCCUCCAGCCGGUAUCUGCGCACUCCGCAGAGGACCAACCGUUACGCGGCAGGUGGGCAACUCAUGCCGGGCUCGGGAAGCAGCGAAACUAGCUUGUUCCUCAGCAGCGGAGCAAGAAGCGUUGUGCUGACACCAGAGAAAUGGAGGCGAGGGGAAGAGAGGAGACACAGCAUCAAGUCCCGUCGUAUUCGUCAACAGGCUCGACAACAAGUCAUGAGCGAUGACGAGGAGUUCGCUCCCUCGAACAGCCAGGUUGAGCGAUUCAGCUCAAGCAUCGCAGCCGCCGUCGCGGCCCCGGGCUCUUCCUCUUACAUCGCUUCCACCACGCGCAAGCCGUCAAGCCUCUCCCUUUCCCUCGACCAGCACUCGGUCCUCAGCUAUUGCAGCACGGCCGUCUCCGCUACCAGCUCGAGCGCAGAUGAGGACCUAACGAGCUUGCUCGAGACGAUGAUGGAAGCUAGUGAGGGAGAAAUGCCCGCGGGUCCCUCAAUGGCGUCGUCUGUACGAGACGUGUCUGGCAGCAGAGCCAGGAGCAGAUCAGGCGUCAAUGCUGGGGAGGAAGCAAACAGUAGCAAGACCUUCUCCACAGACCUCUCUCUGCCAUUUUCCUCGCCGAAGGCAUCGCCUGACCCUUCAGCUCCAUCUACCCGCAAGCGAAAGGAGACUGGCAGCGAUACCCUUCCCUCCGAUCUCUCACUUGCUUCUGCAGCUCGUGCGCACCAAGUACGACCCUCGUCAGGACCGCAGCUCCCACCACAACGCCCCUCGAAGGCAACGAGGUCUCCUGAGGCUACCGAGCCAGUGCCUCGCUGGCAACUGAACAUAACUCCCCUCCAGGAGUCGAGCCUUGUCUUUGGCAAUCCAAGAGAGAGCUUGGCAGACGGCGAAGAGCCUACUGACACCAAUCCUAGGAGUUCCGUGCGAAGCAGAGAUGAGAGCGGCUGGGACGAGCGGGUGAAGCUGGAAGAAGAGCAUUCUCCCGACGAGGCCCGUCUCGAACGCAAAGCUAGCCAGACCAGCAGCAGCGGCUUGCAAUCAAUCCUCCGCUUCUACCAGCAACAGCAGCCGAAUUGGGGUGAGCAUGCGCCUCCUUCUCCAUUCCUCGCUACGAGUACGGUCGACGCGAAAGGAAGCCCUUGCUCAGAGAGGAGGGCGGUGCUAGGCAAUGUGCAAGGAUGUGAAAGUGGCAGCGGGGGCAAGAAGAGAGAUCAGUUGCGCGUGGGGCCAGAGGUAGAGAACCAGGCUCCUGCCACGACGGUGGUAGGAUACGAUGGCUCGCCACGACGCCUCUUCAGCCCUACGAGAACGGCUUUGACUCACAAGGCAGGCCGCUCUUCGAAGGCAGCCAGGCGUGCUCGAACCGGCGUUUCCUACUCUUCAGCUCAAGUCACGCCAGGAUCUCCCCGCGUGACUAGGGCCGCAGCUGCCGCUCGAGCUGCUGCUGCUGCAGCGGCGGCGGGGACGGGGACGGCAGCAGCAGCAUCUACGGGAAGGGAGCAGCAAAGCUUUGUGACGAACGUUCGUAGGACAUGUGAGCCACCUACCAAGCUGUUCAGCUCACAUUCGAAAGGUAAAGCGCCUGGGACGAAACCAGCUGCAUCGCUUGAGCCGUCCAAGCCUCAAAUUCAGCCACAAGCCUCGAGUUCGCAGCAACCCGCAGGCUUGCCUUCCUCAUCGAACGGUGACCAACCGAAGAUCCAGAACACGCCACCCUCUGCGGGUCGGCCUCGCCCCCGCGCUGCGAGCAGUCCUGCAGCUGCUCCUAUGAGUGCCAUAUCACCAACACCGCCUCCGCCCGUGGUGCUUGCGAUGGAGCUGGGAUCGUUCUCUUUUGCGUCGGCAGGAGAAGCAGCAUCCACGUCCGCAUCCUCGUCAUCGAUAGCCCUCCGUCGAGGCGCGCAGUGUGGCGCAGGGCGUGACAGGGCAGGCCAUCAGCGAGAAGAGUUGGGAAUGAAAUCAAACAGAAGAGUCCUCUCCCCUCCGGCGGUAGUAAUCACGGACGCUGAUGUGGAAUCGAAAUUCCCUGUGCUUGGUUUGGACCGGUAUCAGGAGCAGGCGGUCAAGUCGAAGCAAUGCAACAACUCGGAUGCAGGCAAGGCAGCGCAGGCAGGACCAGCGAAGUUGCAGGACGCAAUUGGAUCAUGCCAAGAUGAAGAGGCUGGAAAGGAAGUUCCAACCGCGAACAGGAACAAGAAGCAGCGCAACAAGAAGGCGAAAGCUUCCUCGCCUACGACGACGACGACGUCGCCUUCUUCUGCUUCUGCUUCUUCAUCCUCGCCAGCAGAAGGUGGCGUCAGAUUGGCGAUGAUGCAGGCUGGUUCGCCUUUCCGAUAAUUCAUCUCGGUGAGCAAAGAUUCGUACAGUCGCGAUAAUAGACAAAUGAGACGGGGCGCAGGUUUGAGGAAGUCUCGUCUUGGUAGCCGGUCCCUACCUCUGCUCGCGCUCGC
Jaminaea rosea is the source of this 6225-nucleotide messenger RNA. RefSeq lists its product as hypothetical. The transcript has a single exon. The record is from RefSeq and is a predicted model, not a curated record. The coding region runs from base 278 to 6112 and encodes 1944 amino acids. NCBI's taxonomy places the organism in Eukaryota, Fungi, Basidiomycota, Exobasidiomycetes, Microstromatales.